AUGGAUACGGAACAAUUUCGAAAGCACGGCAAGGAGAUGGUGGACUAUAUAUGUGAAUAUUUAGAGACAAUUAAACAUAGAAGAGUAACACCAACAGUAAACCCGGGCUGGUUAAAAAAUAAAAUUCCGCUGGAAGCACCUGUACAACCAGAAUCAUUUGAUACGAUAAUGGAAGAUGUUGAAAACAUAAUUAUGCCAGGAGUAACUCAUUGGCAACAUCCAAGAUUUCACGCUUAUUUUCCCUCUGGUAAUUCAUUUCCUUCAAUUUUAGCAGACAUGCUAUCUGAUUCCAUAGCAUGUAUAGGUUUUUCAUGGGCCGCAAGUCCUUCGUGUACAGAAUUGGAAACUAUAGUUUUGGAUUGGCUCGGUAAAGCCAUAGGAUUACCCGAAGAGUUUUUAACAUUUUCAGAAGAAACAUCAAAAACUAUUGAUUCUGUGAGAAAUGAUGAUAGUGAAACCGAAAUACAUAACGGUAAAGGCGGUGGGGUACUUCAGAGUUCAGCGAGUGAGUGCAUAUUUGUUUGUAUGCUAGCAGCUCGAGCUCAAGCAAUUAAACGAUUACGGAAACUUCACCCAUUUGUCGAAGAAGGUGUGCUUCUAUCCAAACUGAUGGCUUACUGUUCUAAAGAAUCGCACUCGUGCGUAGAAAAAGGCGCUAUGAUGGCAUUUGUUAAACUACGUAUUCUCGAACCUGAUGAAAAUAACAGUUUGAGAGGUGCUACGUUAAGACAAGUGAUGGAACAAGACGAGGCAAUGGGAUUGAUACCAUUUUUCGUAUCCACUACAUUAGGAACAACGUCAUGUUGUUCAUUUGACAAUAUAACCGAAAUUGGUCAAGUAUGUCAGCAUUUUGAAACCGUUUGGCUACACGUUGAUGCUGCUUAUGCUGGAAGUGCAUUCAUUUGUCCGGAGUUUCGAUGUUUAAUGAAUGGUGUACAAUAUGCAGAUUCUUUUAAUCUCAACACAAACAAGUGGUUGUUAACAAAUUUUGAUUGUUCAUGUCUUUGGGUAAAAGAUCGGUUUAAAUUAACUUGUGCUUUGGUGGUCGAUCCUCUCUAUUUACAACAUGGCUAUGCUGGUGCUGUAGAUUAUAGACACUGGGGUAUACCAUUGAGUAGACGUUUCAGAUCGCUGAAGCUUUGGUUUGUGCUGCGCACAUAUGGAAUUUCUGGACUUCAGAAAUAUAUUAGACACCAUUGUCAACUAGCAAAACGUUUUGAAAGAUUGGUCAGGAGUGAUAAUAAGUAUGAAGUUUUAAAUGAUGUAAAGAUGGGGUUAGUUUGUUUUCGUUUGAAAGACGAUCCGACCAACAAACUUAAUAAAAAGCUCUUAGAAACCAUUAACGAAUCAGGAAAACUUCACAUGGUGCCAUCAUUAGUACACGACAAGUAUGUCAUUAGGUUUUGUGUAGUGGCAGAACAUGCUACAGAAGAUGAUAUCGAUUACGCUUGGAAAAUUAUUAAGGAAACGGCAGUAACAGUUUUGUACAAUGAACAAGAACUCACGGAAAAACGAGAAGAGCAAGUGGAUGAAGUAUUUGAGUUAUCAGAACGUAAGAAGAAAGAUGAUUUGGCCUAUAGGAGAUCAUUCUUUGUACGAAUGGUUAGUGAUCCAAAAAUAUAUAAUCCAAUAAUUGCUCGAUCAUCCCCUGGAUCUCGCAGACAUACUCAUUUAAGUUCAAUGGACGAUGAUAUCCAUGAUCCAUUAUCCACUUCUACAAGUGAUACAGAAGACACAAUGACACAACCAGCGAGUUCAUGGAUAAGUUGGCCAUUAGCAUUCUUAUUUCAAGGAGUGUUUGAUGAUAAAGAAGGCAGUAAUGAUGUUCCUGUAAGAUUUAGACACUUGGCGACUAAAAUGCACUUUAAAUCAAAAAGCAAAUCACCAGAACACUUGGCCACAGAAGAAAACAAAUCACGACGUAAUUCUCCAGUAUUUCCAAGAAAAUCUAGUUAUGUUAAAACUGAAAACGAAAGUAACAUGCAAAAAUAA
Macrosiphum euphorbiae (potato aphid) is the source of this 1992-nucleotide messenger RNA. The record is from the annotation of a GenBank genome assembly. Lineage: Eukaryota; Metazoa; Arthropoda; Insecta; Hemiptera; Aphididae.